UUUCCUGGCCCACCACCCUGGAGUGCGGCUGGGUGCUGCGGCCCCCAGGGUGAUGGAGAGUUCAAAAAUCACAUUUAAGGUCUGAAGGACAUGGAAAUGCUGUGAGUUUAAGGCUUAAAUGAAUUUUCAUUAACAAUGUGAGGAUUUGACAGAAACAGCCAGUAUCCAGUGAGCUGCAGGAUGCAGUGAGCAGGUGCUGGGCUGGGGACCUCUGCCCUGGGAGACCCGGGCUGCCCCAGAUUCCUCCUUGCCCUCGGCGGGGACCUCCGGAGGGAGGUCUGCUGGGGCGCUGGCUGGUUCCUUGCAGCUCGAAAUCGAAAUCGCAGGUCUCCCUCCCAAGAAGCGGGUGGGUUAAGGCAGGAAUCCAGUGAGGACUGAAUGUCACAACCAGCUUCCAUUAACCGCUCUGUCUGCGCAGGGCUUUUUGGCUCUGAUGUCGCGGCAACAACUUCUGGUUUUCUUGGUAACAAUGUAGCAUUCUACCCCAGAGGGAGGGCAUUUAGUUUCAACUGGGAGCCCAGGGGCUGCAGGAUGGGCAGAGUGGCCGGCUUGUUUACUCGGUGGACACUGACUGUCUCCCUGGCCCAGCUCUGAGUACCUCAUGGGGUGAACCUGUUGGUUCCUACGCAGGCAGUCAGGCCAGUGCGGAAACAGGCCCAGAGAGGUCAAGAAGCCUCAGGAGACCACCCAGCCAGGGAGCCCUCAGGGUGGGAGCCCGGGAGCUUUUUGGUGCUUUCCUGGGUCUGAGGGCUGAGGUCUGGAGGGUCCAGGGUAUCAGAUACACUGGCAUCUUCUUUUAGUUUUCUGAGCCAGGCCGAAGGGAGCCUUGGCAGGGUUCUUGGACCCGGGGCAUAUGCAGCCCCCUCCCCAUCACUUCUAUGACUCCUUCGGAAGUGGGGCUCCCUGGGGAUCUUUGGGCAUGUUGCUUUCUGUGGCUGAUUUUCUUCUGAGGAAAAUUAAGUGCUGUCAGGUGGGGUGAGGCCGUGCCUUCAUACCACCCAGGGCCAGCAUUUCUGCCUCCGCCUGUGGCCAGGUCCUUCCCUGGGACCUGGACCUUAAAGCUGGAAAGUGGGCUGAUGUUCUUAAAAAAACGUGACUUUUUUGGGCUGGGGCUGGGGCUCACAUGCGUGAGGCACCAGGUUCCAUCCUCAGCACCACAUAAAAUUUUUUUUUUAAAUGUUAAAAAUAAAAACAACUGACUUUUUCUUCUGCCCUGUCUUCACCCAAACAAUCAUCUGCUCAUGUAACAGCCGUCCCUGCUGACCUUCCCACCCCCAGCUUGGUCAGAAGUGUGGGGAAAACUGGGUGCAGUGGCCACGCCUGUAAACCCAGCAACUUGGGAGGCUGAGGCAGGAGGCUCUCACCUUCCAGGCUAGCCUGGGCAACUCAGUGAGGUUCUCAGCAGCUUAGCAAGAACCUGACUCAAAAUUAAAAAAAAAAAAAAAAACAUGUUGAGGAUGUGGUUCCGUGCAAAUCGCCCCUGAGUUCAAUCCCGAUAGCAAGAAAGAAGUAGUGUGGGAAAGGUCUCCUGGCCCCUUCCACCGAGGCCUUUUCUAUGAAGUAUGGUUCAAGGGUCUACCCAGCAGACAGAAGGGUGCACCUGGUGCACGCGUGUGCAAAGGCCCGGAGGUGGGAAGCAUCUAAAGAUGAGAACAUUCUCUGGUUUGUGGUCUGAAUCCUGGCAGGCCUGGACUGUACCCGGGGGAGCUGUGGGCAGUGUCUGAGCAUCAGAGGAGCAAGGGCCUUGAAGGUACCAGGGGCAGGUCCAGGAAGGGGCCCGUUGGGGCUCUGACAAGAACAUCUCCACCAGAGCCAGGUAGGAGGCCUGACUGUAGGACUUCCUCCCUUCCUCCCCGCCUCUCCUCUCCACUCCCCUCCUGCAGUGCUGGGGCUGGUACCCAGGCCGUGCACGCUGGGCGGGUGCCGUACCGCUGGCCCCUUUUUAUCUUAUUUGAGAUGGGGUGUCACUGGGGAUACCAGGCUGGCCUUGCUUGAGAUCCUCCUGCCUCAGCCUCCUGAGUCACUGGGAUGACAGGUGUGGCUGCUGCUCCUGGGUUUGACUCCAGAGCUGCGUGGUGGUUAGAGCUCCCACAGGGAUGGACAGCCAGCCCAGGAGGGUCCUUGCAGGGGCCUGCUGUCUUGGAUGGUGGCUGUGUGGCGGUGUGGGUGUGAGGAGCAGUCAGGCAGGGUGGCUGUCUCCUGCCAGGGGUUUCCAGCAGGAAUUCAGAGGCAGCCAGAGCUGGUCACUGGUCCCAGAGACGACCUGAGCUGGGCUGGGGAGCCCAGUAAGCCAGGCUGGUGAGGGCCAGAGUGAGGGCAGGCAGGCGGGGGCACCGCACGGUCAGAGGAGUGCAGGUGGGAUGGCCAGACCUGCAGCCUCCUGGGGUGGACGGCGGCAGCCUGGGCAGAGUCUGGUGACCCCUGUCACAGAACGAGGAGGAGUGCCCUUCCUUAGUGUGCAUGACUCUGACCAGAGCCCCAGGAAGGGCCUCAUGCUGCCCACGUGGGUGGCAGGACCACAGCCCAGCCUGGCCUGGCCAGUGGGAAGGUAGGCUUGGAUGGGUCAGCCACACUGAGCUGCUCAGCCUGGCCGAGGCUCCAGUCCAUGCCUCCUGACCCAUGUCCAGUGUCCAGCUCACAUUCUUAGUUCAGGUUGAGUAGCCCUGACCUGAAAUUCCAAAAUCUGCAGCCUCUGAGCACCCUCCCCGCACUUGGUGGAAGUCCCACCGGGAGUCAGGAAGAGCCACGGAGCUGACACUCCUGCAGGAGAGUCCCCUCGGAGGCCACAGCCGCGGCCUGGCUUCUCCCAGCACCACGGGACAGGGCAGUGGUCCCCUUCGGGUAUGCCUGGUGCUUUGUAUCGUCACUCGCUGUCACUCGUGGGUGCUGGGCUGGGUGAGGACCCUGCCUUGGCUCAGUGUGAGCCGGACAGAGCCUCAGCAGGAAGAUGUGGUGAAGGGCAGGUGGCCCUGGGGUGGCAGGGUCCUCGAGGCGGAUGCUUCAGCCCAGCAGGAGCGGCUCCAGGCCAUUGCCGAGAGGCGGAGGAGGCAGGCGGAGAUCGAGGGCAAGCGCCGGCAGCUGGAGGAGGACAGGCGGCAACUGCAGCACCUCAAGUCCAAGGCCCUGCGGGAACGCUGGCUGCUGGAGGGGACACCUUCCUCGGCCUCAGAUGGGGAGGACAUGAGGAGGCAGAUGCAGGAGGACGAGCAGAAGGUUCAGCUCCUGGAGGGCUCCAUCUCCAGGCUGGAAAGGGAAAUCGAUGUGCUGGAGAAUGGGGAGCCGGCCCCUGCCCCCUUGAGAGAGGACAAGGCAGCGCCCAGUCCAGCCCGGACCCUGGCCCCAAGCCCAGCCAAGGAGCAGCCCCGGGGGGAGUUGGUGUGCAGCCCAGAACAGCCGAGAAACAGGUGUCCAACACCCCUGUGCGGACCAUCGGAGGCUCCCCCAUGGUGAAGGCAGCCAUGUACUCAGUUGAGAUCACUGUGGAGAAGGACAAGGUGACAGGGGAGACCCGGGUGCUGUCCAGCACCACACUGCUCCCCCGGGAGCCGCUUCCUCAGGGCAUCAAGGUCUACGAGGACGAGACGAAAGUUGUCCACGCCCUGGACGGCACCGCCGAGGACGGCGUCCACCCACUGAGCUCCUCCGAGGUGGACGAGCUCCUCCACAAAGCAGACGAGGCCGCUCUGAGCGAGGCGGGGUCCACAGCUGGGGCAGCUGAGGCCGGGGGGCCUGUGGAGGCAAUCCGGUCCACGCCCGCCCGGCGCGAGAUCCCUGGUGUGCAGGCUCAGCCUGGCGAGGCCACCUCGGGCACCCAGCCCGGCCAGGAGCCCCCGGUCACCAUGAUCUUCAUGGGCUACCAGAAUGUGGAGGAUGAGGCUGAGACCAAGAAGGUGCUGGGUCUGCAGGACGCCAUCACGGCCGAGCUGGUGGUCAUCGAGGAUGCGGCAGAGACCAAGGAGCCCGCCCCGCCCAAUGGCAGCGCAGCAGAGCCCCCUGGCGCCGCAGGCUCCAGGGAGGAGGACCAGGUGGGGCCCGAGGCCACCACCAGCGACCCCCAGGACCUGGACGUGAAGAAGCAGCGCUGCAAAUGCUGCUCUAUCAUGUGAGCCGGCCCGGCCCCCAGACCCCGGCCCCACCCUCCACACCAGACUCCCGCCAGCCCGGCCCCUCCUGGCACCUGCCCACCCUGCACCCAAACCUCACGGGCCCAGGACCUGCGUGUUGCUUCACGUCCCUUGAGUUUUCUUUCACUGAAGGGGGGACGGGGCCCCGCCUGCCGGCACACCCCGCCCUCAGCCUGGACCCCGAGCCGUGCACUGGUGCAGAGAAACGGGCUGGCCUGCUCUCCCCAGCGAGGACCCCAGACUGCGGCAGCUUCUUGAUGUGGCUCGCGCCCACAGGGUCCUGGUUGGUGUGGCCUGUGGCCAGCCGCCUGUGCCUUCCUGCCACCUCCCACAAGUUUCUGAGGGGACCAGGAGCCGAGGGGUCCCGGGGCCUGGUAGUGGGACUCUAAGGGGCCCUGCCAAAGGCGCUGGCCCCCAUCCCUGGGCAGUUGGGUGAGGCCACGCUUCUUAUGGGGCUUGAGGUCUUAGAAUGGAGCACGGGCUUCUCUGGACAUCCUCAGCCUGACAUGUACCCCCACAGGCCCAGCCAGUGGACGAUGGCACUUAGGGCGAGGACUGGGGGGAUGUGCCCCAUUGGGAGGGGUCUGUAACCCCUGAGCUGUCUCCUAGACAGGGAAGGCUGGGGUCUAGGAGCUGCCCCCUGCACAAGGGCCACAUGAGCUGCUCUUGUCCUGAGUUUCUGUCCCCCCACUGGGACCUCCUUCCUCCUGGUGCUAAUUUGGGGACCCCAGUGGCCGCUCCUGGCCUCCUGUCCAGCCUGCUUGGACCAGGGUCUUGGGUUCCCCUAACCAUACCCAAGAAGUCCGCCCCACCUGCCAGCUCUGCUGGGCUUGGAGCACUUCUGGGCCGGGAGGUCUCCCUGGCUGGAGCCGGAGACCCGGUGGGCCACCCAGCCCAGGGUGAGCCUGCUCACCGCCCUCACUGGAUGUGGCAGGGGCUCCCUGCCUGGGGACGGCCCUGCUAGGCCCCGGAGGCACACUCGUGCCCACUCUCACAGAGCCCUCUCCUUGAGUGCUGGCUUUGGCGACCAGGCCUCCAGCCCGGGGCCCGCACUUGGGUCUUCUCUUGGCCAGCGGUCAGCUGCUACAGGGUGACUGCAGGGACCAGGCUGGAUGGAGCUUGGGUCCUGGCUGCAUGGAGCCCCUCCGGCAGCUGGGAGGAGGGGUUGUCUCUGGGGGUGGCCUGGGCAGUGGCCGUGGGACCCUCUCUUCCUCCCUCGAAUCUGCCCGAGCCCCUCGAGCCGCGAGCCUCCGCUCAAGUGCCCUUGCUGCCCUCUGCUUCUGAUGUGUGAUGAGGCCCCGAUGUUCUCGACUUUCCCAGAGAAGCAAAUAAACAGUGCGAACAGCCCA
Messenger RNA from Marmota monax (woodchuck), 5473 nucleotides. RefSeq names its product paralemmin (gene Palm). Bases 2844 to 4106 code for a protein of 420 amino acids. The record is from RefSeq and is a predicted model, not a curated record. Gene Ontology annotation, biological process: regulation of cell shape; negative regulation of adenylate cyclase activity; positive regulation of filopodium assembly. The transcript is spliced from 9 exons. Gene Ontology annotation, cellular component: membrane. Lineage: Eukaryota; Metazoa; Chordata; Mammalia; Rodentia; Sciuridae.